AUGACUCAGCCUCCAGGACUUGUUGAUCCAACCCGUCCUGACUAUGUGUGUCGUCUCAACAAACCCAUCUAUGGACUCAAACAAUCUCCUCGGGCGUGGUACAUGGCUCUCAAGGAUCAUUUGGUUCAAACUGGCUUCACCAACUCGCUUGCAGACACCUCCCUCUUUGUUUACUGCCGAGACUCGGUACUUCUCUAUGUCCUUGUCUACGUUGACGACAUUAUUGUUACAGGGAAUCGACCAGAACUUGUAACCAGUGUGGAGACAUCGCUUGCGACACGUUUCUCGAUCAAGGAUCCCUGUGACAUUCACUACUUUCUCGGUAUUGAGGUCACACGCACCAACAAUGGUCUCCAUCUCAUGCAACGGAAGUACAUCGUUGAUCUCCUCACCAAAACACACAUGUUUGAAGCUAAGCCUGUCUCCACGCCUAUGCCGACCUCACCUAAGCUCACACUACACUCCGGCAAAGCACUUGACAAUGCCAAAGAAUAUCGGAUGGUGGUUGGAAGUCUACAAUACAUUUCCAUCACUCGUCCAGAUAUUGCCUACGCAGUCAACAAACUGUCUCUCUACAUGCACAAACCCACAGACGACCAUUGGCAAGCUGCUAAGAGAGUUCUGAGAUACCUUGCUGGUACUCUAACCCAUGGUGUCUAUUUUCGGUCCGACAGUCCGUUCUCUCUACAUGGCUUCUCUGAUGCAGAUUGGGGUGGUGAUAUCGAUGACUACACCUCUACUAAUGCCUAUGUGAUUUAUCUCGGCAAGAAUCCUAUCUCAUGGUCGUCCAAGAAGCUCAAAGGUGUGGCCCGUUCCUCCACAGAAGCUGAAUAUCGUGCUGUUGCGACUACAGCCGCUGAGAUUCGUUGGAUAUGCUCGUUGCUCACCGAGCUUGGGCUUAUACAACGUCAACCUCCGGGGGUUUACUGUGACAAUGUUGGGGCCAACUACCUCUGUGCGAAUCCUCUCUUCCAUUCCCGCAUGAAACAUAUAGCACUUGACUAUCAUUUCAUUCGUGAACAAGUGCAAUCUGGGAUCCUCCGUGUCUCCUACGUCUCCACACAUGAUCAAUUGGCCGACAUGCUCACGAAACCACUACCUCGAUCACACUUUCAGCUCUCUCGAAACAAGCUCGGAGUCAUUCCCCUGCCUCCUUCUUGA
Molecule: messenger RNA, 1161 nt
Organism: Microthlaspi erraticum
Lineage: Eukaryota; Viridiplantae; Streptophyta; Magnoliopsida; Brassicales; Brassicaceae
Source: the annotation of a GenBank genome assembly